Messenger RNA from Ceratotherium simum simum (southern white rhinoceros), 2602 nucleotides. RefSeq names its product ADP dependent glucokinase (gene ADPGK). Lineage: Eukaryota; Metazoa; Chordata; Mammalia; Perissodactyla; Rhinocerotidae. The record is from RefSeq and is a predicted model, not a curated record. Gene Ontology annotation, molecular function: ADP-specific glucokinase activity. Gene Ontology annotation, biological process: glucose metabolic process. Gene Ontology annotation, cellular component: endoplasmic reticulum.
GUCGGCGCGCGCCGAGCCCGGAAGCGGCGCGGGCCGGGAGACGAGCCUGAGGGUGCGGCUGAAGCGCUUCGGUCCCCAUGGCGCUGUGGCGCGGCUCCGCGUACGCGGGCUUCCUGGCGCUGGUAGUGGGCUGCAUCUUCUUGUUGGAGCCGCAGCUGCCGGGCUCGGCCUUGCGCUCGCUGUGGAGCUCGCUGCAGCUGGGGCCCGCGCCCGCGCCCCUGGGACCCGGCUCCCCUGAGGGCCGGCUGGCGGCCGCCUGGGACGCGCUCAUCGUGCGGCCGGCCCGGCGCUGGCGCCGCGUGGCCGUGGGAGUCAAUGCAUGUGUGGAUGUAGUGCUCUCAGGGGUGAAGCUCUUGCAGGCACUUGGCCUGAAUCCUGAGAAUGGGAAAGAUCACAGCGUUCUGCAUUCAAGGAAUGAUCUAAAAGAAACCUUCGUUCACUUCAUGGGGAAGGGAGCAGCUGCUGAGCGCUUCUUCAGCGAUAAGGAAACUUUCCAUGACAUUGCCCGGAUUGCGUCAGAGUUCCCAGGAGCCCAGCACUAUGUAGGAGGAAACGCAGCUUUGAUUGGACAGAAACUUGCAGCCAACUCAGAUUUAAAGGUUCUUCUUUGCGGUCCAGUUGGUCCAAAGCUGCAUGAACUUCUUGAUGACAAUGUAUUUGUUCCACCAGAGUCACUGCAGGAAGUGGAUGAGUUCCAUCUCAUUUUAGAGUAUCAAGCAGGGGAGGAGUGGGGCCAGUUAAAAGCUCCCCAUGCCAACCGAUUCAUCUUCUCCCACGACCUCUCCAACGGGGCCAUGAAUAUGCUGGAGGUGUUUGUGUCUAGCCUGGAGGAGUUUCAGCCAGACCUGGUGAUCCUCUCUGGAUUGCACAUGAUGGAGGGACAAAGCAAGGAGCUCCAGAGGAAGAGACUCUUGGAGGUUGUGACCUCCAUUUCUGACGUCCCCACUGGCAUUCCAAUUCACCUAGAGCUGGCCAGUAUGACCAAUAGGGAGCUCAUGAGCAGCAUGGUGCUUCAGCAGGUCUUUCCCGCGGUGACGUCCCUCGGGCUGAAUGAACAGGAGCUGUUAUUUCUCAGCCAGUCGGCAUCUGGACCUCACUCCUCUCUCUCUUCCUGGAACGGGGUUCCUGAUGUGGGCAUGGUCAGUGACAUCCUCUUUUGGAUCCUGAAGGAACAUGGGAGGAGUAAAAGCAGAGCCUCAGACCUCACCAGGAUCCACUUCCACACGCUGGCCUACCACAUCCUGGCGACUGUGGACAGACACUGGGCCAACCAGCUGGCGGCCGUGGCUGCAGGAGCUCGCGUGGCUGGAACACAGGCCUGUGCAACAGAAACCAUAGAUGCCAGCCAAGUGUCUCUGAGGGCACCCCAAGAGUUCAUGACUUCCCACUCGGAGGCAGGCUCCAGGAUCGUAGUAAACCCAAAUGAGCCAGUAGUAGAAUGGCACCGGGAGGGAAUAUCCUUCCACUUCACACCAGUGCUGGUGUGCAAAGAUCCUAUUCGAACUGUGGGCCUUGGAGAUGCCAUUUCAGCCGAAGGACUCUUCUAUUCAGAAGUACACCCUCACUAUUAGGAAGGUGGUUGUGGGUAAUUUUUCUGAAGGAGGAGAACUAGCCAACUUAAGAAUGACAGGAAUUAAGUGGUUUGGAAAAUAGGACUGAGGAUGUCAAAACAGUUUCUAGAUCUAACUGAAAGACAGCCAAAGAAACAACAGAUUAAACUAUAUCAGAUACAUUCCAUCCUGUUGACAAUUACAUGAAAACAUUUCAGGUUUUAAUCAAAAUUUAGCUAUCUACUAACAAAACUGGAUUUUUGUUUUUUUAUGUUGUAUGUUACAGCGGUAAAAACUUGAUUCCCAUAUCCCCAAUUUAUGAAGCAUCAUCAGGUAUUUAGGCCAAACUUCUUCACCCUCAAGAGCAUGUCAGCUGGAGAAAGCACUUCCCUCCUUGCCCACUUCAGAAGUGCAUGCUUGCUCACCCACACUCCUCGUCUCCAGUGGAGCCCAGUGUGAAGUUCUUGUGUUCUCUCAGCUCAGCGCUCAUGGGCAGAAUCAUGGUUUCCAUUCAGUGUUAUAAUGAAAAUAUUUAAUGAGCACACCUUCUCAGUCUUCUGCUCUCAAACAGGACAGAGCCACAAGUAAGGACAAAACAGUCCCUCCUGUGCUUCCUAGUUGCAGUAGAGGCUGGGAGCCUUGAGGAGCCUUCGAAGGAGUCAGCCAUUCAGCACUUGACCAUCAGGGCAGCACUGUGAGCGGAAGGGCUAUGCCUUCCUGUCCUGGCUCCUUAGACUGUAGGCUGGCUGGUCAGAGGCUGCUGUGCCUGGGCCCAACCCCAUCACCCAGCUCUGGACAUGCUUUCUGCAUUAGAAGACUGAUCUUUGUUCAUUCUGAUCCUUGAAGGAGUUUCCUUUUACAACUGGAAUGUGCUUCUGUGUGUAUAACAGAUCAUAUAUGUUUUACAUUGACACAUCACAGCCAUUAAAAAGUUUGACCUCAUAAGAGCCCAGGAUCAUGAAUAAAUUUGUUAUGUAUUUAUUUUUUUAUAAAUCAAGAUUUCUGUGUGCUUUUAAAUAUAUUAAAAACAAUUUACAUUUCGGGAAUCCUAA